This is a messenger RNA of Geosmithia morbida, 627 nucleotides long. Its product is annotated as 60S ribosomal subunit assembly/export protein LOC1. The record is from RefSeq and is a predicted model, not a curated record. Gene Ontology annotation, cellular component: nucleolus; preribosome, large subunit precursor. The coding region runs from base 1 to 627 and encodes 208 amino acids. Gene Ontology annotation, molecular function: mRNA binding. Lineage: Eukaryota; Fungi; Ascomycota; Sordariomycetes; Hypocreales; Bionectriaceae. The transcript has 2 exons. Gene Ontology annotation, biological process: ribosomal large subunit biogenesis; intracellular mRNA localization.
AUGGCUCCCUCACGCACGCGAACGAUGAAGAACAAGAAUGCCGGCCCGAGCAGGUCGGAAAAGUCUGGCGGCGGCAUCUCCAAGUCCAAACCCUCGUCGCGCAGCAGCAGCGGCGGCGGCGGCGGCGGCGGUGGUGGUGGUGGCCGGUCCAGAAAAGGUCCCGCCACAGCCGUCCAGGUCAGCGGGAAGAAUCCGGCCAACAUGCCCAAGAAGCAUAGGAAGAAGGUCUAUACCGAGGAGGAGCUGGGCAUCCCCACCCUCAACAAGAUCACUCCCGUCGGCGUUGUCAAGCCUCCCGGGAAGAAGAAGGGCAAGGUGUUUGUCGAUGACAAGGAGAGCAUGAAUACGAUUCUGUCCAUCGUCCAGGCCGAAAAGGAAGGCCAGAUCGAGUCCAAGAUGGCAAGGGCCCGACAGAUGGAGGAGAUUCGCGAGGCGCGCAAGGCCGAGGCCGAGCAGAAGGAGAGCGAGAGGAAAUCCAAGCUCGAAGGCGUCAAGGAUUCGCUGAGGAAGAAGCGCAAGCGCAAGGCCGGCGGUGACGGCGGCGACGACGACGCCUUCACGGACGUCUCCUCGACCGGCACAAAGGCUGUCAAGCCCAAGAAGAAGAAGAGCGUGUCGUUUGCUUAG